Monascus purpureus is the source of this 4516-nucleotide messenger RNA. NCBI's taxonomy places the organism in Eukaryota, Fungi, Ascomycota, Eurotiomycetes, Eurotiales, Aspergillaceae. The record is from the annotation of a GenBank genome assembly.
CUUCCCUCUCCCUUUCCCAUCGUCUCCCUCCAUCCCCGGUCCUUUCUCAUUCUUUCUCUCUGCAUUUUCUUUUAUUUCUUCGUUCCUUCUUUCUUCUUUUACUAUCGCUGCUGUCGCUCGUUGCACUCUUUUACGACGACCCUGCCCCUCGUUCGACGCCUCUUUUUCCACUUCUUCCCGAACGGCAUCUAUUUCCCGAUCCCGUUGUUCCUUAAGCCUUUACACUUCUACCUUUUUUUUAUAAGAAAAAUCUAUUUUUUCUUCUUUUUUAAUCCCUCUAUCUUGCUAUCUAACAAGUCACUACAUGCUCUAUAUUUCUGUCCCUCAUCGACCCUCACCUUCAGCUUCUUUCUACCAUCCGCUGAAGCAUUGACACUGACUUGUUUGCAACGUCCCAUACCAUUAUUUCUUUCCUCGAGCUGCCUAGGCCAGCUGCUUCAUCUUCAUCUUCAUCGUCUUUGUCUUGUUUCUGUUUCUAUUCUUACCAGUCUGUCUUUUACGCCUCUGCGACACGCUUUGCCAUCUUCGCCUGCCACCAGCCAACUUCAGCUUUCGUAUGGUUGGGUCCGAUCUUUACACUACUCCGUUGACUUGUCAACACGCCUCCAUUCGUUUUUACUCGAUCCCUCCCUGAACCUGAUCCGACAUAUCUCGUUCCCGUCAUCCUUAAGUGAUUAUCGGCCGGGACUGUUACGAGCCGCGUUUCCUUUUUUCACACUCGCCAAUAACCGGUCGUCUCUUACAUCUCAGCGCGACUUGGAUCAGCAUCGCCCACAAUGCCGUCCUCAGACGUCCUUGCCCCGUCGACUAUGUCGACUGCAUCGACAACGACCACAGCGACCUCGUCCCCCAUUGUCUCGACUCCUUCCCCGUCUACCUCGAGUGCUGCAACCGCUCCCCCGACGUCUGCUCCGCGUCGCCCUCCUCGGAAGAGCGCGUUGACCCAGCAACAGAAGAAUAACAAGCGUCAACGCGCAACCCAGGAUCAAUUGGUCACCCUCGAACUGGAAUUUAACAAAAAUCCUACUCCUACGGCGGCUACCCGCGAGCGGAUUGCCCAGGAAAUCAACAUGACUGAGCGGUCGGUUCAAAUCUGGUUCCAGAAUAGACGUGCCAAGAUCAAGAUGCUCGCAAAGAAGAGUAUUGAGACCGGCGAGGGCUGUGAUGCCAUCCCCGAGUCGAUGCGUCAGUACCUGGCCAUGUAUUUUGAUCCGAAUAAGCCUGGCCUACGAGACUCCUUUGGCCGCACGGCUGGCUAUGCGGUGAGCGGGGUAUACCCGAAUGAGUCUUCUUCGUCCGGCAAAGUUGUUAUCAACCACUUCACUUGUCGUUCCUUGACCAUUGGUAGUUGGCGACGCAUUGGACAAAACUCGAUGGAUCUAGUGAUCUUUUACUCUCCCGACAAGGCUUGCAUGACUUACUAUAUCAACAAUGACUCGGCCGGCUACAAGAUCGAGUAUCCGUUUUCAUACAUCAAAAACAUCACUCUGGUCUCGGGCGACCAGAAUCCCCAGCCGACCGGUGCACCCACCCGGCCGGCAGGUGUUGUGGUCGAAUUGAACCGGCCUCCUCUCUUCUACAUGGACUCGUCCAACUCUGGCGGCUUCUACCAGUGCGGCGACUUCACCGAAGAUCAACAAGCAAGCCAAAUCCUAGUCCAUCACCUUGGCGGUCAUCCCAAGGUUCUAGGCAUUCAAUUGUCCAAACUCGUGUCUUUGGAAGCAUUUCAAAACCGCUUCACGUACAACAACUUUGCUGCGAUGCCCCCACCAGUAUCCCCCCCUUUUAUCCCACGUCCCGCGUCUCAACCAAACCAUUUCGCUCCAGCCUUCAUAAAUCCAUACCAGGAAUCCCGUCUGGGUAUGGAUAUGCACGGACCUCGCGGGCACAAGCGUCAAAGGAGCCGUUCGGUCCCCGUGGCAAUUGAUUUCUCUACGAUGCAGGCGCUAUACCCACAGUAUAAUGUGCAACAGCCUCCUGCGCAUUUCAAUACUGACUCGGGAAUUUUUGCACCCAUCCCGCAGUCAACUCAUGCCCUUGCUACGCCCUUACGGGUGGACACGUCGGCUUCAUUUGGCCUAGAUCUCCAAGGGUACCCCAUGUCUGCCCCUGCCACUGGAUCUCCAACGGAAUUCGCUAGUCCAUCCAUGUUCACAACAGGGGCGCCAGGUGAUGUGACGCCCGUUGCCCCAAGUGUGGGAAAUCCAUUCAAUAUGUCGUACGUCUCCGCAGCUAUUGAUACGUCGGACAUGUCCGCCCAUGCCUCGUCUCCUUACGCUAUGACCCCGGUGGACCCCAUGAUUGCGAACCAUUCUCCUCCCCUAUCGGCAAUGCACCACCAAACCCCUCCUGACAUGUUCGCAGCUGGUCCGGAGCAGCAACAAUCUCUCCCAGACGACGGAACGGUCAUGUUCGCCAAGCACAACGUCAAUUAUCCUGUCCCACCGGCGAUGGGGAUUGAGGCUACCAGUUUCGACUUGCCUAUUCAUAACCUUCCAGGUUCCGCAUCACCCAGUGUCCAUGGCGAUUUCCCAACCGUGACAGCCUUGGACAAUGUUGACCCCAGUGCUUUGGCUCACGGUUCGUGAGCGCAUCUCUUCUUUCAUGACGCUGGGGUUCGAUUCUUUUUGGUGUUUCCGCCUCUCGCGGACUCUCUUCUCAAUCUUCGUCACUGCCAAAGCUCUAUGCACUUUCCUUUGGCAAUUGGGUAUCUGGUCGUAUUGGUGGUCUCCACUGAAAAAAAAAAACACCAGAUAUAUAUUGCAAUGUCGCUGUGUUGGUGUCACGCUUAUAUCAAGGGCUGUCAAUUGGGGGAGAUAGCUCUUGUCGGUAGUGCUGCAAGCCUUCUGAAUGGCCCGCUAUUUUGCGGCAAGGGGGCCUCAAUUACCUGGAGUUGGAUUCAGCUCGCCAGGUCAUUAUAUCUAUUUUGACAUAUGUCGCUUUUUGUUUGUCUAUAUUAAUAGCGUUAUUUCCUUUUCCUUUUUUUCUUUUUCUUUUUCUUUUUCUUUUUUUUUUGUUUGUUUUAUUCUAUUCCGAGGCGGGUCCUAAUACUUUUUGGAUUUUCUUCUUCCCAUGCCCGGUUGCUCAGGUUGAACCUCUUUAUCUCUUCGUUUAAUCCCGACUUAAUUUUCAUUUCUUAUUUUCAUUUACCGGUCGGGUCGUUCUCACGUGUUUAUGCCAUACAAAGUCAGAUUGGGACGGAGACUUGGGUCCCUUUUCAUUACUUUUUCUUUCUUCGGGUUGGUUGGUUCGGAAAUGUUCGCAUAUAUUUCUGUGAUGAUCACUUUUUGAGUUUUUGUCCUAUGGCUAGCAUCCUUGACACUGGCUUUUAUAUGCUGCGUGAAGAAUCUCCUGGAGACUCUGUCCCUGGGCCCGUGGUACUUGGGACUGAAUCAAGACCUUUCUGGCCAAGAUGUCAUAAGGGUCUGAUGGAUUUCCGAUGCAGGCGCGUUGAGUGUUCAUAGGGAAACUAGCACAUAGGAUCAAAGCUGGAACAACUAGGUUUCAUUUCUCUUGAAGCAUACCUUGUCCUUUAUUCUGGUGCCGCGUAGAUGUUGCAACGGCUUAGCUCUCGUAUAUGUUGGUGGAUAUGUGUCUAUCCACAUAGAAUAUCAAGUUCAUAUGUACUCCAAGACACAUGCUCAUUGUACAUGGUAACUCUUCUGCAUGCAGCACUGUAUUGCACUCCAUCUCUCACCAAAAGCGGCUGAACUCAGUUCUACCUGGCCUCCCAACCCCUGGGUGCAGGAGCCCUCAAUCCCCUGUCAAUCCUCAGAUACCUCUCCAUCCACACCUCCAUCUUCUCCAGCAAAUUCCUCCUCCUUAUCCCUUCCUCCCCCAAAAACCCCCUCGGAACACCAAACACUCCACGCCCCCAUCUCCGACGCCAUAACGACAUCCGUCCCCAACCGAUCCCCAACAACAGCAAUCUCCUCGGGCCCCUUGACGACCCGUCUGUCCUGGAACCACUUUACAACCUCCUCACCGCAGAAGGGCUUCUUCCUUGCCCCCUCGGGAAGUCUGAAGACGGGAAUGCGCAGCGGCGCGAGCUGCGUCUCGAUGGAUUGAAUCUCCGCGUCGUACGCAGGGUGGCUUCCGGCGCGGUUGGAGACGAUUAGGAUGCCAUUCGGGUUUGUGUCCUUGUUGAAGGGGGAGGUUGGGGAGGUGCGGAGAGAGGUUAGUUUCGAGAGGAUUUGGGGGGGAAGGUAGUUGUUUUGGGGGGGCAGAGGGUGUUGUCUUUGUCGAGGACCAAGGCGGUUAUUGUUAUUGGGGUUUGUGUUUGUGUUUGUAAUUGUUCGGGUUGUUUCUUCUCCGUUGGUUGUUGUUGUGGUGGUGGUGGUGCAAUUGUUUGUUGGAGAUGAGGGCCGAGUUGUUCGGGGAGAUGCGUGAAGGUUGGGAUGGUGAGGUGUGGGAGGAACUGGGAGGGGUUUUUGAGGAGGAUUUGGACGGCAUGAGUGAAGCCUUGGAUAUUUGUGUUUGCUCUGUGCAUUUUUUAUAUGAAUAUGUGUAUGUUCUG